GUAACAACAAUGAUUUAGGUUACCAUUUAGGUGAAGAACCGAAUUAAAUGACAAAUAAAUGUUUUACAGCGCACACACUACACAGAGCCCAACCCUCUAUAAAUACCACGGGUCGGCCACCACAAUAUACACACACCCACUCACACACACACACACACACAAAAAUAAAAAAUAAAAAUAAAAAAAAUGGCACCCAAAUAUCUGUCUGUUAUCUUCGCACUGGCCUCGAUUCUGGUGAUUGAAGCCUCUACCAUAGGCGGCAAAGCCACCACGCUCGGCGGCUGGAAGCCGAUCCCCAAUCUCAAAGAUCCGCAGGUGUUGAAAGCCGCUAAUUUCGCGGUGGCGGAGCACAACAAGGAGGCUAAAACAACCUUGGAAUUCGUUACCAUCGUCAAGGGGGAGCAGCAAGUGGUUGCUGGUUUGAGAUACCGCCUCGUCAUCUCCGCCAAGUCCUCCGCCGCCGCCGCCGCACCAACAAGCUAUAACGCGGAAGUUUUGUCCCAGCCCUGGAAGAAGCUUCUGAAACUGAUUUCUUUCCGAGAAACUAGAGUCUAAAUGUACUGAUUUGCAAUUUUUUAUCUUUUUUGAGAAAAUAAGUUCUACAUAAUUGCAAAUUCGGUUUUCAAUUGGAUUGUAUUUGUAAUUCAAAGACUUCAUCAAUUUUGAAUGAUUUGGUGGGCCCAAUAUCUAAUUUUGUUGAAAUUUAAGGCCCGACUUUGUUCUAUUA
Molecule: messenger RNA, 727 nt
Organism: Erythranthe guttata (spotted monkey flower)
Lineage: Eukaryota; Viridiplantae; Streptophyta; Magnoliopsida; Lamiales; Phrymaceae
Product: cysteine proteinase inhibitor 1
Molecular function (GO): cysteine-type endopeptidase inhibitor activity
Source: RefSeq, a predicted model, not a curated record